UUCAGACGUUGCUCAUUCCAAAAUGGCUGAAGAGGAGAAAGCUGCUGCGCUCCCAGUUCCUACUGAAGCAAAGAAACGACGAGCUCCUAAAGCUCCAGAGCUUCCCAUUGUGGAGAGAAGAAACUGGCUCAUCCACCAGCAUUAUAUCCGCAAAGACUAUGACACGUGUAAGGUAAUAAUCAAAGAACAGCUGCAGGAGACUAACGGGAUGUGUGAAUAUGCCAUAUACGUUCAAGCAUUAAUCCUGCGUCUUGAGGGCAAGAUCCAGCAGUCCCUGGAGCUGUUUCAGAGCUGUGCAAGCCUUAAUCCCAGCAGUCCUGAUAAUCUCAAACAAGUGGCCCGAUCAUUAUUUCUCCUGGGAAAACACAAGGCAGCUAUUGAAUUUUAUAAUGAAGCUGCGAGGCUCAAUGAGAAAGACUGGGAGAUCAGUCAUAAUCUUGGGGUCUGUUAUUCCUUCCUAAAAGAUUUCAAAAUGGCUGAAGAACAUCUGAACACAGCUCUGCAGUUUAACAAACACGACAAGACCUUUAUGAUGCUUGGGAAAGUUAAUUUGCUGGCUGGAGACACUGACAAGGCCAUUGAAGUCUACAAGAGGGCAGUGGAAUUCUCUCCAGAAAAUACUGAACUCCUGACAACUCUCGGUCUGCUGUUUCUACAGCUUGGGAAAUACCAAAAAGCUUUUAAACACCUUGGGAAUGCCCUCACUUUUGACCCUAACAACUAUAAGGCCAUCCUGGCUGCAGGCAGCAUGAUGCAGACCCACGGUGACUUUGAUGUGGCCAUGAAUAAGUACCGAGUGGCGGCGUGCGCUGCGCCUGAGAGUCCUCCUCUCUGGAACAACAUCGGCAUGUGCUUCUUUGGCAAGAAGAAAUAUGUAGCUGCCAUCAGCUGCCUGAAGAGGGCGCACUACUUGUCUCCUUUUGACUGGAAAGUGUUGUACAACUUGGGUCUGGUUCAUCUCACCAUGCAGCAGUAUGCGUCUGCAUUCCACUUCCUCAGUGCAGCCGUCAACCUCAACCCCCAUCUGGGGGAACUCUACAUGCUGCUGGCAGUGGCUUUGACCAACCUGGAGGAUGUUGAAAAUGCCACCAGAGCGUAUGAACAAGCUGUGGCACUGGAUGAAUCCAACCCCCUGGUCAACCUGAACUUUGCUAUCUUCCUCUAUAACCAUGGUGAGAAGAAGGGUGCUCUGCAGCAGUAUCAGGACAUGGAGACUAAAGUCAACUUGCUGAGAGACGGCAGCAGCGGCAGCUUCGAGUUUGAUCCCGAGCUGAUGGACAUGGCUCAGAAGAUGGGAGCAGCCCUGCAGGUUACAGAGAGUCUCGUUUGGACCAAACCGGAUAAGGAGUCCAAAUCAAACCCAAACAUGGCAGCUGCUUCCAUAUCUCCCAGUGCACCUCUUGGUAUGAACCAAGCCCUGGGUCAGGCCAUGUCUUCUGCUGCAAGCUACAACAAGAACCUGCAGCUGCCAGCAGGACUUCCUAAAAGCCCUUCCAUGCCUCUGGAACCAGAUCCUGAAGUGGAAAAAGCCCCCAGAGUGCCCACAGGUGCUCCUGGAUUACCCCACCCUGAAGACGCCAACAACCCCACAGUGUGAAGUGGAGGAUGUGGACGAGGUCCAAGCUCCUGUCACAGGGUCGGACCGAACGGUUUCCAUGUUGGACACCAGACUGUACAGUUAGCAUAAAGCCUACCUUACUGAUAACCAUUUCCCAUCACUUACCAUCUGACAAGAGGAACCAUAACCAAUUUAUUGUUAUCUUUGUUGUCACACUGGAUUCACUUCAUCCUGUUAAGCUGCUGUGAACAACUUGUUGACAGCAGACAUGUUGACAUGCUCAUUGAAGCUAAUUCACCUGCUUUUUCCUUCCACACUGCUGCACGUCUGUGUCGUCUUCAACAUUUAGAAA
Molecule: messenger RNA, 1910 nt
Organism: Thalassophryne amazonica
Lineage: Eukaryota; Metazoa; Chordata; Actinopteri; Batrachoidiformes; Batrachoididae
Product: Bardet-Biedl syndrome 4 protein-like
Biological process (GO): protein localization to cilium; cilium assembly
Cellular component (GO): ciliary basal body
Molecular function (GO): protein binding
Source: RefSeq, a predicted model, not a curated record